Molecule: messenger RNA, 8165 nt
Organism: Phragmites australis (common reed)
Lineage: Eukaryota; Viridiplantae; Streptophyta; Magnoliopsida; Poales; Poaceae
Product: protein CHROMATIN REMODELING 4-like
Exons: 11
Coding region: 1134-7877 (2247 amino acids)
Biological process (GO): negative regulation of transcription by RNA polymerase II; chromatin remodeling
Cellular component (GO): chromatin; nucleus
Molecular function (GO): DNA binding; histone binding; ATP hydrolysis activity
Source: RefSeq, a predicted model, not a curated record
GGGUGGGGGGGGGGGGCGGUUACGGCGGAGAUUCAGAUUUGGGCGUCGGUGUGGGAGGCGAAUGUAUGCUGUUUGAGCAUGCGAAGUUAGUUACCGGCCGUGAGCUUGUGUAAGAGACGGUAGUGCUUUUGUGAGGCCUGGUGUUUCUGCUUGCAUGAUCCGAUUGGAAGUUAGUCCUCUAGUUGUCUGUCUGGGUGCAGAGUGGCUAGUUCAUUGAUUUGUUCAGUUUCUGCACUAGGGUCUACAGGCAGUGAAUGCCAAAAUUAGGGAGAUUCAGUGCGGGAGCUGAACCAUGGGGGUGUCUGGACUGAAAGUAGCAUCUGGUAGUGGAACUGUGAUGCCUGUGUUUGUCAUGAUCUGGUUCUCGUGCUAGUUCUGUGCUGUGCUAGGUUAUGGUUAUGGCAGAUUUAUCAUGUGAGUUUAAAGGCAGCGAAACAUGGAAAGUUUGUGGUGACUUUGGAAAUGGUGUAUCAAAGAGACGAGUAAUGCCGGCUAGCUGUGUAUUAAUGAGUAUAGAGGAAUGACUUAUGCUGCUUUCCUUAUGGGGAUUUCGCUAUUUAUUGCAUUCUGCCUUUAUAUGUAAAAUUAUAAUUUGAGUAUCAAUGUGAUAUUAACAAAUUUACAAGGGGCAGACAGCAAGUUCUGGUUAGCCUUGUUUUCUGUUGUUUAGCUUGUUUUUUCAUGAUAAAAGAAUGGUUUGCUUUGUUCAUUUUAUUUACAUUCUGAUUUCUGGUUUGCUAUUUGUGCAAUUGCAUUCCAUAACAAUAUAGUACAAAUAAAAAGGACGCCUUCAAUGGAACCAAUAGCCCCAGGGUGCUAUCAAUGGUGUGUUGCAAUAUAUAUUUCAAUAAUUGUUUAUUCGAGAUCGUGUACCCACUAUAACGGAUAGUUACAUUCAUUUUCACUAGAACUGUUCAUUAACUAAUGCUUCAUUUUGACAUGAGGAAAUCAUACAAUUUCUCAGUAAAAUCAUAUACCUCAAAUGCCCAUUGUUCUAAUACAUCAGCACUCUGGAGUGUUCUUAUGCUUGAUUGAGCUUUGUUUGAUCUCACUUGUGGUUUCGCUGGUACUGUGAUGGCAUAUGUAUUAGAUAACAGUCGACAAAGUAUGCCUGUAAUGCAAGUGCUCUGACGAUGAAGGAGAGUAGUUCUUUAUGUGAUAGUGCAGCAGAUGGAAAUUGGGUUUUGAAAUACAAAAGGAAAAGGAGCAAGUUGAAAGUCAGCCCAUCUAAUGAGAAUGAGACUACCUCACCAACAUCAGAUUCCCCCAUGAACUAUGGUUCCACCAAAAAGAAGUUAAAGCAUGAUACUAACAUUUCUCCAUCAGCCAAGAAGAUAAGAGGGCACGAUGGGUAUUUCUAUGAGUGUGUAGAAUGUGAUCUUGGUGGAAAUUUGCUGUGUUGUGAUAGCUGUCCACGAACAUACCACUUGGAAUGCCUCAAUCCUCCUCUUAAGCGUGCACCGCCUGGGAAGUGGCAAUGUCCAAGAUGCCGUUCAAAAACAGGCAGCUUGAAGUUAUUAGGUAAUGCAGAUGCUAACACUUCUAAACAUGAAAGAACAAAGAGGAUGUACACAAGCACUACAUCAAAUAGUCCACCUUCCCAUACGAAAGUCUCUUUUAAGCCCCGGAGCUCCACACAAGACAAAAGUGGAUCAAAUGAACAAGGAAAACAGUCAUGUGAUGGUGCAUUGAAAAGGGGUGACCUCAGUAUAAAGAAUAACGAAGUUGAGAAAAAGAAGCCACUGAUAUUACAUCUGAAGAAGCGCUCAACCAAGGAAUUAUCGGCGAAUGCUAAGCCCUUGAAGUCAGAAGUUGGAGAACCUUCAGAAGAGAAACUUGAUAAACAUGGAAGUGCUUUGAAACUGAAGAAACAUCCAAGCCCCAUGGACUUGUCCCCAAAUAGAUCUAAAAGCAGGAGGCAAAAUAGGCACAGAGACAGUAAAAGAUCUGUUGCAAAAAAGGUCAAAUAUUCAACAUCAGAUGAUGACAGCGUUUCCUCAACGGAACCAUCAACUUCUCUUGAUAACAGUGAAUCACCACCAAAAAGAAAACCGUUGGAUGGAAGAACACCUACAUCUAGUACCAAAAAAGGGAAAAAGAAAGUGAAAUUUGUUGAUAGAAAGCACUCUGAGGAGAUGGGGGUGGUAGGAGACAAAAUAAUGACUCCUCACGAGGAUCAGCAGGUAGAUCGCAUCCUAGGCUGUCGGCUACAGAUGAACCAAACCAACCCACUGUCCCAUCCUUCAUCAGAGCAGUUUGAAUCAGCUAAUUCGCAGCUCGAUGAAAUGGCCCCUCCUUGUUAUUCCACUGGACCAGAAACUAGCCAUGACAUUUCACAUAAAUUUCAUGAUGGAACACAAUCUUCUAGUAAUGGUACAGUGGAGGAUGUAUGUGCCGAUGCCUCAGCAAAUCAAGGUGGUAAAGAUCAUUUGGAUAAUUUAGAAAUGCAAAAGGAGAGAAACGGUAAAUCCUGUGAAAGUAAGGAGUCACUGAAGCAAGAACGAGUCAAAAAGACGGUAUCAGUAUGUUCUGGUGAUCAAACCAUCAUAAUAAAAGACGAUGGAGUACCAGGAGAAAAUGUUACAGCUUCAAUAAAUGCUGAAGAUGAGACAUCUGAUAUGCCAGCAAAAAAGGAUGAUAAAAAACUUCCAGUUUCCAGAGCUGAUGCAAUAGUCCUAACCAAACAAAAUCAUACAGCUGAAAGUAAAUUGCAUGGAAAAAUAGAAGAAAUAGCAGGAAAGGACAACAAUGGUAUUGGGUAUGAGUUUUUGGUCAAGUGGGUUGGCAAAUCAAGCAUCCAUAACAGCUGGGUUUCUGAAUCUGAACUAAAAAUAUUAGCAAAAAGAAAACUAGAAAAUUACAAAGCAAAGUACGGAACGAGUUUGAUAAACAUUUGUAAGGAACAGUGGUGCCAGCCACAAAGAGUUAUUGCUCUUCGUGCUUCCUUAGAUGAAGUAGAAGAGGCUUUGAUCAAAUGGUGUGGUCUUCCUUAUGAUGAAUGCACUUGGGAAAGAUUAGAUGAACCUACUGUGAUGAAAUAUACCCAUUUGGUCACUCAGUUCAAAGAAUUUGAAUGCCAGGCUUUGGAUAAGGAUAUGGCAGAUGAUUAUGCAAAUCCAAGGAACCGCCAAGAGCUUAAUGUGUUGGUUGAUCAACCAAAAGAACUUCAGGGAGGCAUGCUCUUCCCUCAUCAACUGGAAGCAUUAAACUGGCUACGUAAAUGUUGGUACAAGUCAAAAAAUGUUAUCCUUGCUGAUGAGAUGGGUCUUGGAAAGACGGUGUCGGCUUGUGCUUUUCUAUCAUCCUUAUGUUGUGAAUUCAAGAUUAAUUUGCCAUGUAUUGUCUUGGUUCCUCUUUCUACUAUGCCCAAUUGGAUGGCUGAAUUUGCAUCUUGGGCUCCUCAUUUAAAUGUUGUGGAGUAUCAUGGCUCUGCACGGGCAAGAUCUAUCAUUCGUCAAUAUGAGUGGCAUGUUGGUGAUGCAAGCCAGAUAGGUAAAACCAAGAAGCCGCACAAGUUCAACGUUUUGCUCACCACUUACGAAAUGGUACUUGUUGAUGCUGCAUAUCUUCGUUCUGUCUCAUGGGAAGUUCUUAUAGUUGAUGAGGGACAUCGUCUGAAGAAUUCUAGCAGCAAACUCUUUAGUUUGCUUAAUUCAUUAUCAUUUCAGCACAGGGUUUUGUUGACUGGAACUCCCUUACAGAAUAACAUUGGUGAAAUGUAUAACUUACUGAACUUCUUACAGCCUGCUUCUUUCCCUUCUCUAUCUUCAUUUGAGGAGAAGUUUAAUGACCUUACAACGGCAGAAAAAGUAGAGGAGUUGAAAAAACUUGUAGCUCCACAUAUGCUUCGUAGGUUGAAAAAAGAUGCAAUGCAAAAUAUCCCCCCGAAGACCGAGCGAAUGGUACCUGUUGAAUUGACAUCAAUCCAGGCUGAAUACUACCGUGCUAUGCUUACAAAGAACUACCAAGUACUGCGCAACAUUGGAAAAGGUGGUGCUCAUCAGUCAUUGCUGAACAUUGUAAUGCAGCUUCGGAAAGUUUGCAACCAUCCAUAUCUUAUUUCUGGAACUGAACCUGAAUCUGGCUCACCAGAGUUUCUGCAUGAAAUGCGUAUAAAGGCCUCAGCAAAAUUAACUUUGUUGCACUCUAUGCUUAAAAUUUUACACAAGGAUGGUCAUCGUGUCCUUAUUUUUUCUCAGAUGACGAAACUUCUUGACAUCCUUGAAGAUUAUCUGACUUUAGAGUUUGGUCCAAAGACAUUUGAAAGAGUUGAUGGUUCGGUAUCUGUGGCAGAGCGCCAGGCAGCUAUUGCUCGUUUUAAUCAGGAUAAAACACGUUUUGUUUUCUUGCUUUCUACACGAUCAUGUGGUCUCGGGAUUAAUCUGGCAACGGCAGAUACUGUUAUCAUAUAUGAUUCAGAUUUCAACCCGCAUGCUGAUAUACAGGCAAUGAAUAGGGCACACAGAAUUGGACAAUCAAAAAGACUUCUAGUUUACAGGCUUGUAGUGCGUGCUAGUGUUGAAGAGCGUAUCUUGCAACUUGCCAAGAAGAAAUUGAUGCUUGAUCAACUUUUUGUUAACAAAUCCGAAUCACAGAAAGAAGUGGAAGAUAUCAUUCGUUGGGGAACAGAGGAACUCUUCAGGAAUAGCGAUCAUGCGAAUGGUGAAGAUAGCAAUGAAGCUUCUGGUGCUAUAGCUGAUGUUGAUUUCAAGCAUAGAAGAAGAACCGGUGGCCUAGGUGAUGUUUACGAGGACAAAUGUGUUGGUAGUUCUACCAAAUUUGUUUGGGAUGAAAAUGCUAUCAUGAAGCUGCUUGAUAGAUCGAACCUACCAUCAACAGUGGUGGAAAGCACUGAUGCGGACUUGGACAACGAUAUGCUUGGUACUGUAAAGUCAAUAGAUUGGAAUGAUGAGCUGAAUGAUGAUCCUGGUACCAACGAUGAUAUCCCACAUAUUGACGAUGAUGGGUGCGAGCAGGCAUCUGAACCAAAGCAAGGUGCUGCUACUCGUGCAGAAGAAAACGAAUGGGACAAACUUUUACGUGUCAGAUGGGAACAAUAUCAAAUUGAAGAGGAGGCAUCUCUUGGUCGAGGCAAACGUUUAAGGAAGGCCGUUUCUUACAGGGAAACAUUCGCAACACUUCCUAGUGAAGCUUUAAGUGAGGACUCUGAUGAGGGGGAUGAACCAAAGAGAGAAUAUACUGCAGCUGGACUGGCCUUGAAGGAAAAAUAUGGAAGGCUUCGAGCUAGACAAAAGGAAAGGAUUGCUCAGCGCCACACAAUCAAGAGCUAUGCUGAUGAUAAACUUGAAGAGUUCAUGAAAUCAUAUGAUUCUAUUGCUGAUGAACAUGCUCUAAAUCCUUUGAUAAUUGUAGAAGACCCAGAUUCUUCACAGCCAUCUGGGGCUAAACGCUUCAGUGAAUCAACUACAGAAAUGAGGCAAUCCUCAAAGAAAUCAAAGAGAUAUGCUGAAAUCCCUCAAGAUUUUUAUGCCAGGAUUCCUGGGAAUGCUGUUUCAUCCAAGCACCACUCAAAGGCCAACGAUAUCUUAAAUUCAGGGACUCCAAACCACCUCUUACCUGUACUUGGCCUUUGUGCUCCAAAUGCUGAUCAGGUGAACUCAUACAAAAACUCAAUUUGUGGGCCAAGCAUGAAAGAGCAAAAAAGGCCUAGUGGUGAUGUACCCAACAAACAGCUGUCAACUCCUGCUGCUGUGCAUUCUAGAGAGCAGAGAAAUGAAGCCCCAUCAGCUCCUGAUAAGGCCAUCUUUCCUGGGGCAUCUGAGGAUGCUUUGCGGAGACUAAAUAACAUCAUCCCAGAUAGUUAUUUCCCCUUCAAUCCUAUUCCUCCUAUAUCUGGGACGGGUUGUGAUCCUGCUGAAAAUCCUUUACCUUCCAUUGCUUCAUUCCAAGGGAAGUUGGGUCUUCCGAGCUUCGGUCUGGAAGACAACAUUCCACUUAAGCAUAUGAAGUCUAUACCAGAUAUAUUUCCCAACUUGUCACUGGGCACUAAUAAGGAUUAUGUUCGUAAUUCUGUCCCAGAGUUUCCAAAUAGUUCAUUGUUACCCAACUUCAUGGCAGAUAUAGCUGGUACUUCGAAGCAAAAGUCACUUAUGUCUGGUCUCCUUCCAGGCCUGGGUCUUAACCCAGUGCAACCAAUCCAUUCAGCCAUGCCUGAAAAUCACAAGAAGGUUUUGGACAAUAUAAUGAUGCGUGCUCAGUAUGCCAGUAGCAAAUUCUUGAAGAGGUCAAAACUAGAUUAUUGGUCAGAAGAUGAACUUGAUGCUCUGUGGAUCGGAGUUCGUAGGCAUGGAAGGGGUAAUUGGGAUGCCAUGCUUCGAGAUCCAAAGUUGAAGUUUCUGAAUAACCGAACUAGUGAAGAGCUGACCUCGAGAUGGAUGUUGGAGGAGCAGAAAAUUAUAGAGGAACCAAUGUCUACAGCCACCAGAUGUGACAGGUCUACAUCAUUUCCUGGAAUAUCUGAUGCAAUGAUGUCUCGGGCACUGAAUGAAAGUAACUCUUCCAAAGUGAGGAUGGAGCAGCCUAAGUUACAGUCCCACUUCACUGAUAUUCAGUUAGGUUCCAGUGAUAUACUGUCCAGAUUUCCUCAUGUUGAUGCUGCUAAUUACAUGAACUCAAUUGAGGGUGGCGCAACACAGAUGCCAUGGCAGGAUUUCAAGCAUAGAUCAACUUAUGUUGGAGAUCUUCCUGGCAGCACAUUUGACAAACUGCAGAAACUUGAUGUUGGACUGGUCCCACCCUUUAUGCCAAAUCCUUUUAUGAAUGAAAGCAUUGGUUCAUUGCCCAUAAACCAAAAAAACAAUAAUUCCAUUCAGCAGAGUGAAACUGGCUCAAGCUCUCGUGAGAACGUUCUUCAUGGUGUUUCAGAUGGGCAGAUGAAUUUGCUUCAUGAGAUGCAGCGUCGUAUGAUGUUAGGAAAACAACCCAUUGAGAUGAAUCUCAACCGCACAAACCACUCAAAUUCUCUGCUUGAGAAUUCUAGCGACUUUGGGAGUUCAAAAUCAAACAAGCUACCUCAUUGGCUUCAGGAGGCUGUACGUGCUCCUCCACCUAAGCCACCUGAACGCGAGCUACCGGCAACUGUUUCAGCAAUUGCUCAAUCUGUGUGCCUACUUCUUGGAGAACAAAAACCGGCAAUACCUCCAUUCCUGAUCCCAGGGCCUCGUCUCUCUCUCCCGAAGGACCCAAGGAUUACUUCAAAGAAGAGGACACCCCGCAAGGUUCAGCAAGGUACCUCCCAUGUAGAUCAUUCCAAAAUCAUAUCUGGCCGAGGUGAUCAGGACACUACUCCUUCAGUACCCCCAUUCAUUGAAGCUUCACCCGUCCCUCCUGCAGUUGAUUGUAAUGAUGGUGCCCCGCCACUCAACUUGAACUCUCCAUCAUCAUCUUCAUCAAGCAGUCAGGGGCAGGAUGAGUUACCUCCUGCGUUUGAAGAAUCACACCAAACUGUGGAAGGUUCAGAAGCUAUUGAGGCCACUUGCAUGUCCAAGACGGAGGUUCCUGAUUGCCGGAGAACUGGAUUCUCCGCUACGGAUGACAAGGCUAGUGGAUCUCAUAGGCUAGUGGAUACUCCUGAUCCCAGCCCUCAGAAAGGCAGAUUGCCAGAAUCAGAUAAUUCAGCUACGGCAUUUUCUGCAUCGCCAGCCGCCGAUGAUGCACCUGGGACAAGCAGCAGAGCAGCUGCAGGACCCGCACUAUGUGAUGAUGAGGGCUUGAAACAGGAGAAUCCACUAGACAACGAGGGAAGCACCGGGAGCCCGGAGGCUCUCGAGAGCAGGGACUCGGAUGCAUCACAUUCAGUUUUUGCUCAAGUAGUCGAUGAAGAUAAAGUGGACGAAAUCAUCUCAGAUGCGCAUUAGGCUGGAGCGAUUAGCUCCACAUGUCUUCUUCUGCCAUUUAGGGCCGGGAUUUUCCCUUUCCCAGUGUUUCCAGUCUGCAUGAUCUUGUGUUUUGUAUGCUUUAGUGCAGAUAGAGUAAAAUCCAAGGACUAGUACCUUUUAGCAGUAGUAGGUCGGCGCUAGUCCAGCGGGAGCAACUCUUAAAACAUGUAUACAUGAAAUGUAUAUUUGCUAACCUGGUGUUGGCUGUGUAGACCACUAUUCAUUUAUUUAUGCGUAUAUGGCUAAGCAACUAUUUUGACGCUGUUA